This is a messenger RNA of Letharia columbiana, 198 nucleotides long. RefSeq lists its product as uncharacterized. The record is from RefSeq and is a predicted model, not a curated record. Bases 1 to 198 code for a protein of 65 amino acids. NCBI's taxonomy places the organism in Eukaryota, Fungi, Ascomycota, Lecanoromycetes, Lecanorales, Parmeliaceae. The transcript has a single exon.
AUGGCGAGCCCAUGGGAGGAUCGUCCGCAAAGCCUGAGACCCAUAGAUACAUCUUAUCACGGCCAACACAUCACUUCCUGGUCGCCAUCAGUCAUCGCCGUUAUCAUACUCAUCGCCGACAUCACAUUUGUUAUGUUGGCCAUGUCUGUUGUCGACGCUGAUGGUUGUCGUGGUCGACACAUGCAAAGCCUGUCUUAG